This is a messenger RNA of Orycteropus afer afer, 360 nucleotides long. RefSeq names its product inhibitor of DNA binding 3, HLH protein (gene ID3). The transcript is spliced from 2 exons. The coding region runs from base 1 to 360 and encodes 119 amino acids. Gene Ontology annotation, biological process: cell differentiation; negative regulation of transcription by RNA polymerase II; circadian regulation of gene expression. Gene Ontology annotation, cellular component: cytoplasm; nucleus. The record is from RefSeq and is a predicted model, not a curated record. Gene Ontology annotation, molecular function: transcription regulator activity; protein dimerization activity. NCBI's taxonomy places the organism in Eukaryota, Metazoa, Chordata, Mammalia, Tubulidentata, Orycteropodidae.
AUGAAAGCGCUGAGCCCAGUGCGUGGCUGCUACGAGGCGGUGUGCUGCCUUUCGGAGCGCAGCUUGGCCAUCGCGCGGGGCCGCGGCAAGGGCCCGGCAGCCGAGGAGCCGCUAAGCCUGCUGGACGACAUGAAUCACUGCUAUUCACGUCUACGGGAAUUGGUACCCGGAGUCCCGCGAGGCACUCAGCUUAGCCAGGUGGAAAUCCUGCAGCGCGUCAUCGACUACAUCCUCGACCUUCAAGUGGUCCUUGCGGAACCGGCACCCGGACCCCCAGACGGCCCGCAUCUCGCCAUCCAGACAGCCGAGCUUACUCCAGAACUUGUGAUCGCCAACGACAAGAGGAGCUUUUGCCACUGA